UAUAACUAUUAUAAAAAAAAAAACCCGCCUUGAUAUUUUAUCACUAUUCCCCCGGAAGCAGGAACUCACGCAUCGCUAGUUCUAGUGACAGACACUGACCAGAGUACUGUUGCAGAAGGAGGCAUUGAAUAUGGCUGACUUGUUGGAAUGGCCAAAGAAAGAUAAGCGCCGCUUGCUUCAUGUUGUCUACCGAGUUGGUGACCUUGAACGCACUAUCAAGUUCUACACUGAAUGUUUUGGAAUGAAGCUUUUGAGGCAAAGAGAUGUUCCGGAGGAGAAAUACGCUAAUGCUUUUCUUGGAUUUGGCCCUGAAGAAUCCCAUUUUGUUGUCGAAUUAACAUACAAUUAUGGGGUGACCUCGUAUGACAUCGGAGAUGGCUUUGGACAUUUUGCAAUUGCAACUCAAGAUAUUUACAAAUUGGUUGAACACAUCCGAGCCAAGGGUGGAAAUAUCACUAGGGAACCUGGUCCAGUUAAGGGUGGGACAACUGUUAUUGCCUUUGUGAAGGAUCCUGAUGGUUACACUUUUGGACUCAUCCAAAGGCCUGUAAUCCGUGACCCAUUUUGUCAAGUAAUGCUUCGCGUUGGUGAUUUAGAGCGUUCAAUUAAGUUUUACGAGAAGGCUUUGGGGUUGCAGGUGUUGAGGAAGGUUGAUAAGCCUGACUACAAGUACACUAUAGCUAUGCUUGGGUAUGGAGAGGAGCACGAGACAACUGUGUUGGAGCUGACAUAUAACUAUGGUGUCACUGAAUACUCUAAGGGAAAUGCGUAUGCACAGAUUGCUAUUGGUACUGAUGAUGUAUACAAGAGCGCUGAGGUAGUUAACCAAGUCAUACAAGAGGUUGGAGGGACGAUUACUCGGCAACCAGGGCCAAUUCCGGGCCUCAACACGAAAGUCACUUCCUUUUUAGAUCCAGAUGGAUGGAAAACUGUACUGGUUGACAAUGUUGAUUUCUUGAAGGAACUGAAGUGAAGAGAGCGAGCUUAACACGAAAUUAGUAGUCGUGGUGCUUUCGUAUGAAUAAGCUGUCUCGUAUUUUAUCAUUGUGUGUGUGUGUGUGUGUGUGUGUUACAUCAAUGUACCAGUGAUCAGCAUGUUUGCUUGCUUUUAUGGGAUUCUAUGCACAAUUGAAACCUCUGUGCGUAUGCUACAUUGCUACCUAUAAUUAAUCUACAAACUAAUCUGUCACAUGUUGAGUCCGGUUUUAAAAUCGGGUUAAUUCAUAACUU
Messenger RNA from Abrus precatorius (Indian licorice), 1230 nucleotides. RefSeq names its product lactoylglutathione lyase GLX1-like. NCBI's taxonomy places the organism in Eukaryota, Viridiplantae, Streptophyta, Magnoliopsida, Fabales, Fabaceae. Gene Ontology annotation, molecular function: metal ion binding; lactoylglutathione lyase activity. The transcript is spliced from 9 exons. Gene Ontology annotation, cellular component: cytoplasm. Bases 131 to 973 code for a protein of 280 amino acids. The record is from RefSeq and is a predicted model, not a curated record.